AUGUCCGGCCCAGUCCCCAUCGCCAGCGCCCUCAGCGACAUCUAUCCCGCCGACGCCCUCGUCGCCGAGGCUCCGCGAUGGAACAACCUCGUCACCAAGUUCGAGGCCCUCUACGGCCACCCGGCCAGCUUCGUCGCGCGCUCGCCCGGCCGCGUCAACAUCAUCGGCGAGCACAUUGACUACUCACUGUACUCGGUGCUGCCCAUGGCCAUCACCGCCGACGCGCUGCUCGCCGUCGCCGCCAAGCCUGCGGCGCCGGAUGCCAAGACGUUCCGCAUCCGCAUCGCCAACGUCGAGGACGACAAGUUUGCCGCCAAGGAGUUCGAGCUGCCCAUCGACGGGGAGGUCGAGAUUGACGCGACCAAGUUCGAGUGGACCAACUACUUCAAGAGCGGUCUGCGCGGCGUGCUGAACCUGCUGAGGAAGCAGCAUGGCCAGGGCUUCCGACCCGUCGACAUGGAGCUGCUUGUGGAUGGCAACGUGCCCGUCGGUGGAGGACUGAGCUCCAGCGCUGCCGUCGUGAGCGCGAGUUCGCUCGCCGUCAUGGUCGCAAAUGGCAACAAGGCGGUGGACAAGAAGGAGUUGACUGAGCUUGCCAUCGUGAGCGAGCGUGCCGUAGGCGUCAACUCGGGCGGCAUGGACCAGUCUGCCUCAGUCUUCUCGGAGCAAGGCGCCGCCCUCUUCGUCUCGUUCAGCCCGGAGCUCUCUGCGCGCCCCGUCAAGUUCCCUCCCACGACGCCGGAGCUAUGCUUCGUCAUCGUCCAGUCCUUCGUCACCUCCAACAAGCAGGUGACUGGCCCUAUCCACUACAACCUGCGCGUGGUCGAGUGCAGCAUGGCGGCGGCCUACCUCAAUGCCGUCCUCAACCCGGCGGGCGUCGAGCUGCCCGAGGAUGCUGGACCCCUGGGUGUCAGUCUGCAGGGCUUCCACAACGCCUUCUUCCGCAACCAGAGCGGCUCGGGCGACGCUGCUGCUAAGAGCCUAUCCAUGGAGGAGGAGCUCCAGAAGCUGCUGGCCAUCACCAAGGAGACGCUGACACAGGAGGAAGGAUACACGCGCGAGGAAGUGGCCAAGGCGCUCAACAUCACUAUCCCAGAGCUCGAGGCCCGCUUCAUGUCCAAGCUGCCCGUUCGUGCCGAGCGGUUCAAGCUCCGCCAGCGUGCCGUCCACGUCUUCUCCGAAGCCCUCCGCGUGCUCAGCUUCAUGGCCCUCCUUGAGCGGCCCGUCCACACUGGUGCGACGGAUACGACGGCCUUCAACAAACAGCUCGGCGAGCUUCUCAACGAGACGCAAACGUCAUGCCGCGACCUCUACGAGUGCAGCUGCCCGGAGCUGGACCAGAUCUGCGCCAUCUCGCGAGCGGCCGGGGCGUACGGCGCUCGGGUCACCGGCGCCGGAUGGGGCGGCUGCAGCGUGCACCUGGUGCCGGCGGACCGGGUGGCGGCAGUCACGGAGGCGCUGGAGAAGGAGUACUUUGCCAAGCGGGAGUUGACGGCCGAGCAAGAGGCCGGGGCGGUCGUGGUGAGUCGGCCAGCCACGGGCAGUGCGGUAUACUACGUCCAGGAUGGCGUGAACUAA
Ilyonectria robusta is the source of this 1578-nucleotide messenger RNA. Its product is annotated as ribosomal protein S5 domain 2-type protein. The coding region runs from base 1 to 1578 and encodes 525 amino acids. Gene Ontology annotation, molecular function: ATP binding; galactokinase activity. The transcript has 2 exons. Gene Ontology annotation, cellular component: cytoplasm; cytosol. NCBI's taxonomy places the organism in Eukaryota, Fungi, Ascomycota, Sordariomycetes, Hypocreales, Nectriaceae. The record is from RefSeq and is a predicted model, not a curated record. Gene Ontology annotation, biological process: galactose metabolic process; carbohydrate phosphorylation.